UGUCGGGCUUGAUAUGGCGUGACUGUCGUCUCGGGCUUCUUACGCUUGGAUCUUUCGUGUGAUGUGAUUGAACCUUAUCAUCCACUCGACAUCCAGCCCAUCUGCCACAAUCAAGACAAUACGAGAGGAACAAAAAAAAGACUUCAGUUCUAGACAAACCCGUUGCUGGCCAUGUCAAUAUCUAUACCACUCCGCUCACAUCUUCUGGACACGGUGGAUGGCUAAAACGGCCGAUCGAGUCGCAUCAGUACUUCGUCUGCCUUUUCUUUCGCUGGACGAAAGUCAACCCAAUCCCUAAACCUCACGACUGUCAACAUUCUUCACAUAUUUAGCCAUGGGGAGGUUGAUCAAGAACCACUGGGGGCGUCUCAUCAUCCUAACCGCCGCAGUCUUCCAGAUAGGCAGCGCCAUCGAAGGCUUCAUCUGGCCCAAAGUCUUCUGGGACUUUGUGUCUCACAAUCUCAACGGCGCCGUCCAGCCCAUCCCCGUCCUUCAGAUCCUCAAUCUCAUAAUGGGCUUGCUCGGCCUCGCCUGGGAAUGGCCGUUGAAAUUCUUCGCUGGGAGCCUGGCGCAUCGCAGCAUCGAGAUCCGUCUCAUUUUAUAUCCUUUGAGCGCCCUUCUGGCUGCGCUACUGUACCAGGGAACCGAUCCUGCCAUCUAUUACGUGGUUGGGAUCAUAGUGUAUUUUUGGGCGUAUAGCGAGGGCGAGGUGGUAUGUCCUGAACCGUGGACCUUGCCCAAACGACGAUCGCUCAAGGUAUAGCACCUGUACAUGUUAUGACGACUUACGAUGGACGAUGGAAUGUUAUCAAUUAUUUUAAUGAUGGCUGGAAUUCACUCCGGCUUCAUGGUGGGACUUGGGAAUGGCCGCUUGGUCGGCUGCAAGCUCGCUAUUGUACCAUAUGAUGUAGUAUGAAGUGUAUAUAGCAACGAAUCAAUCCAUAUAUAUCUAUA
Molecule: messenger RNA, 954 nt
Organism: Aspergillus campestris IBT 28561
Lineage: Eukaryota; Fungi; Ascomycota; Eurotiomycetes; Eurotiales; Aspergillaceae
Exons: 3
Coding region: 335-763 (142 amino acids)
Source: RefSeq, a predicted model, not a curated record